AAGCUUACACCGCCCGGCGACGACGCCGCCGGAGUUACUCAUCGUGUUUUGUAAAGCGCCAGCAUUAACGCUCAUCUAUCGGAGGAUCAUGCCUUCGAAUUCUACUACACGAACGAGAUUCCUGGUACGUUGCUUUCACGUCGCUAAGAAAUUCUCGAAUCCUGAGCCAGAAGACAUUCUGUUUAGUGCUGUCUGUCUGAAUUUAAGACAGAGAAGAUGGAACACUCUUCAUCAGUUCUCCCCAAGUCUCACAAAUCCAUUGAUAAGCCGAGUUCUUUGCCAGUUUCGAAGCUCGCCGAAGCUAGCUCUAGAGUUCUACAAUUGGGUUUUAGGGAACAAAACUGCGGCUGAUUCCUCCGAGACCCGUUUCGAAGCCUCUUGUGUGAUGAUUCAUUUGCUUGUCGAAUCGAGAAAAUUCGAUGACGCUUUACCAAUAAUGGCGAAUCUGAUGUCUGUGGAAGGAGGAAAUCUGAGCCCUUUACAUGUUUUGUCAGGUUUGAUUCGCACGUACCAAGCAUGUGGUUCGAGCCCUGAUGUGUUUGAUUCAUUGGUUAGAGCUUGUACACAGAACGGCGACGCUGAAGGAGCUCAUGAAGUGAUUGAGCAGACGAGAGCAGAGGGGUUCUUGGUUUCUGUUCAUGCUUUGAAUAAUUUCAUGGGUUGUCUGUUGAAUCUGAAUGAGAUUGAUUGGUUUUGGAAAGUUUACAAAAAAAUGGAGUCUUUGGGAUAUGUGGAGAAUGUGAACACAUUUAACCUGAUCAUAUAUUCGUUUUGCAAGGAGUAUAAGUUGCCUGAAGCGUUAUCUGUGUUAUACCGGAUGUUGAAAUGUGGGGUUUGGCCUAACGUUGUGAGCUUUAACAUGAUGAUUGAUGGAGCUUGUAAGACAGGGGAUAUGCGAUUCGCGUUGCAUCUCUUUGUGAAGAUGGGAGUUAUAUCUGGAGGCUUUGUCUCUCCCAACGCUGUGACGUACAAUUCGGUUAUCAACGGGUUUUGCAAGGCCGGGAGAUUGGAUUUGGCCGAGAGAGUCCGCAGCGAGAUGGUUAAAUCAGGUGUUGAUUGCAACGAAAGAACCUAUGGAGCUUUGGUUGAUGCGUAUGGAAGAGAUGGAGCUUCAGACGAAGCUUUAAGGUUGUGUGAUGAGAUGACGAGUAAAGGACUUGUGGCGAACACCGUUAUCUGUAACUCUGUCGUUUACUGGCUGUUUAUGGAAGGUGACACGGAAGGAGCUAUGGCGGUUUUGAGUGAUAUGAUCGGUAAAGAGAUGAAGAUCGAUCGGUUUACUCAAGCCAUUGUAGUCAGAGGUCUGUGCAGAAACGGAUACGUAGAGGAAGCUGUUGUGUUUCAGAGACGUGUUUCAGAUAAGAAACUUGCGGGAGAUGUGGUUUGCUACAACACGCUUAUGCACCGUUUCGUAGCGGAUAAGAAGCUGGCUUGCGCUGAGCAGAUUCUAGGGGCUAUGGUUGUUAGGGGAUUGGUUCUUGACGCGGUUUCGUUCGGUACUUUGAUCGAUGGAUACAUAAAGGAAGGGAAGCUGGAAAAAUCUGUGGAGAUGUAUGAUGGUAUGAUCAAGAUGAAGAAAAGGCCGAAUCUUGUGAUUUACAACUCGAUUGUGAACGGCUUAAGCAAAAAUGGAUUGGCUGGUGCGGCGGGAGCGGUUGUGAACGCUAUGGAAAGCAAGGACGCGGUGACUUACAACACGCUGUUGAACGAGUCUCUCAGAAACGGGAACGUGGAAGAAGCUUUCGAUGUCUUAUCUAGGAUGCAGGAGGAGGGAGAUGAGAGAUUGGUUAGUGUGGUGACUUACAACAUCUUGAUCAAUCACUUGUGCAAGUUUGGCUGUUACGAGAAAGCGAAAGAGGUCUUGGAGAUGAUGUAUCGGAGAGGUGUUUGUCCGGAUUCUGUGACUUAUGGAACUCUGAUUACAUCGUUUAGUAAGAAUCGCGGUGAAGAAGAAGUCGUUGAGCUUCAUGAUUACAUGGUUCUUCAUGGAGUUACACCUCAUGAACAGAUUUACCGAUCCAUUGUUAGUCCUCUUCUUGAUGUAGAAAGUGGAAAAUAGCUUUAAAAGCCAUAGUCAAAGGCGAAUGAAAGCUUGUGGCAACUCCAAGGAUGUUGACUUUUGGGAGUGUGAGCGAAUGGUUUUGCAUUCGUACGGAGAAGCUGCUGAUUGGUCCGGAGGGUUCUCGUGAGACUCUGGAAGAGUGGAGUCUGUACGGUUACCAUCAUCAGAUCCGUAUCUUGUUCGUACACGUGGACCCUUCGACGAUUCUAAUCAACGGUCAGUGUUGGAAAAAGAGGAUCGCUUAGGCUCGACGUGGACUUGUGAAUCGGGUGUUUGUCUGACACGUGGCGUUUAUACACCGGCCAAGAGAUUUCUUUGUCACGAGAUAAAUUACAGAAAGAAGAACCAAAUCACAUUUUACUAGACGACGUGAUGUUUAAGAAAUAGCCCGUCCAGAAUUUUUGGCGGAUACAAGAAAUUUUUAAUCGGAGAAGCAGAGGAAAAUUGUAAUAAGUUAAAAUGAAUAUGGCUGCGACUACGAUUUGAAAAUUUUCUGUUGUUAUUUUUUGCUAGACGUUAAAUAUUAUCAUAGCACCCAUAAGUUAUUAAUAUUUAAAUUCAUGAAUAAAUCAUGU
Thlaspi arvense is the source of this 2637-nucleotide messenger RNA. Lineage: Eukaryota; Viridiplantae; Streptophyta; Magnoliopsida; Brassicales; Brassicaceae. The record is from the annotation of a GenBank genome assembly.